Gongylonema pulchrum is the source of this 240-nucleotide messenger RNA. The record is from the annotation of a GenBank genome assembly. Lineage: Eukaryota; Metazoa; Nematoda; Chromadorea; Rhabditida; Gongylonematidae.
AUGGCUGCCUUGCUAAUGGACCGGAAGCCUCAGAUUUUAGCGCCGCUUUCCGCUAUGGGCAUAGGCGGCAUGUUUGCAAACUCGAUACGUAAGGCGCUGAAUACCGCGGUGCCAAAGAAACUGUGGCCAAAAAUUAAAAAACGAUUGCGGUUUGCCUUCAAUCAAAGAGGUGCAGUAGAUUUUAUAGUCUUUGAUGGGUUCGAACUAGUGGAGGAGUCUUUGCUCCUUCAAGAAGCGUAA